This is a messenger RNA of Gloeophyllum trabeum ATCC 11539, 792 nucleotides long. Its product is annotated as Aldo/keto reductase. Bases 1 to 792 code for a protein of 263 amino acids. NCBI's taxonomy places the organism in Eukaryota, Fungi, Basidiomycota, Agaricomycetes, Gloeophyllales, Gloeophyllaceae. The record is from RefSeq and is a predicted model, not a curated record. Gene Ontology annotation, cellular component: cytoplasm. The transcript is spliced from 6 exons.
AUGACCCCCUGUUCCUAUCUCACACGCAAACUGGAUGCGAAUGGGCCAUCGGUCAGCGCCUUGAGCUAUGGGGCGAUGGGCAUCGGCACGUACUACGGGAUAGCCGAUGAAAGGCAAUGCCUCGGCACGCUGACCUACACCGCCGACGGGGGAUUCAGGGGGAUGACAGGCGAGACGAUCCGCAAAUGGUUCACGACCACCGGAAGGCAGUCGGAUAUUUUCCUGGCGACCAAGUUCGGCGCGGUCGACCAGACUCCUGGGGCGGAGAACCCGUACAGAACAGCAUGCCCACGAGUGGAUCCUGGGGUGCCCAUCGAUGGUGAGUUGAGUAGUCGACUCUCAUCCUCUGGCGCUGCUCGUCUGUUCAGCGGAGAACUCGUGGUGGAGUCCCUCCGCCCACGUGUCGAAUCAGGUAAGAUCAAGUAUAUAAUUGCCGUCCAGAUAGUAGUCAAUCCAUUUGACCCGGAGGUUAUCGAGUCUGGAUGCCCUGCUGCGACACAAGAGCUCGGCGUGGGGAUUGUGGCAUAUUCUCCCCUUGGUAGAGAAUUUGUUCAGGAGUUGAGAAGCUCAGAGCUACUUACAGGUGACCAGUACGGUGAGACGCCGCGUCAGACGGCGCUUCCCCGGAUGUUCACAGAAUAUCCGGACAUUGUCCCCAUCCCAGGGACGAGGGAUGUGAGUCGACCAGUACUACAGGAAAAUGCCAAGGCUGCAGAGAUCGAGUUGUCCACCGGAGACCUAGGAGAGUUGAGUGAUGCUGUCGAGGCUGGAGGAUCCCCUGCCGUUGGGUAA